AGAUGACGGAUGACACCGACAGCUGUGAAAACGUCAAAUUAUUUUGUUUUUGGAGGUUAGAAAUGUUUUAGAUUUCACAUGACUUUAUUUACAUUUGAUCAUAUUGAUUAAAAAUAUUUAUCAAAAAUGAGUGAUUCUUAUCAUGUCGUUCCGUGGUUUAAUAGUGAAGAGUGGCAUGGUGUCUACGACGAUUUAGCUGACCCUUCUUCAAAUAAAGAAAAGUUGCUUGAAUGUUUACUUGUGUGGAAAGCCAGAUGCCCAUCACUACCAUCCGGUAUUGAGUCAACUUUGAGUUUGUUGCAAGUUUAUAAUGAAGAUAACAAAAACCAUGACUAUGAGAGCAGUGAUCAAUUACUGCGUUUGGCAUAUUCAUCUGCCAUCAUGCGAUUUGUUAACCAUAUGUUAGAUACAGAAACAGUAAAAGGCGCGAGUUUAUAUCAAGCAGCUAGAACCUUGGGCGUUCCAGACUGGGUCGUUGACUUGCGACACGAUACCGCCCAUAGUAACACACUUCCCCCUUUGAAAUUGCUAAGAGAAGGGUGUUUAAUAAGUUUACAGUGGCUACAAUUAAACUACUGGGACAAACUGAAACCAUACAUUAAGGAUUAUGUUUGUGGACAAGAAUACCCCGUUUCGGGUGAUAUAUAUAAAAUUGAAACACUGCUUAACUUUUAUAUUUCUUUAGGAAUAUGCAUUCAGACAAAAAUAAAAAUGAAAAACUUGUCAGAAAUACCAAAUGCUAAGAUGAGAGAUACAAUAGUAAGUAAUGCAAGAGAGUUGCUUCGGGACCAAGAUCUGUCCAAUUUAAAAACUGUAUCCAUCAAUUCACUUAUCAACAUAUUGAAUAUUCAAGGUAAAAAGCUUUUGAAGGUGAAGGAGCCCAGCACACUUGUCACUGAGAUUUUACUUGGCAAUGAAUCACUGUUGCUAUCAAAGGAACUUUUGUACUUCUUUGGUGCAAAUGAUUUUAAAUACAAAAAUAAGCUAUGCAGCAGCUAUGUUAGAUGCUUUGAAAUCUUGUUGACUUUCCUGCAUACAAAUGAUUUGUUGUUGGAUUUAAUUAUGGGCCUUGUAAAGGUUACUCAAAAUCAAGAAAGUGGACAUUUUAAAUCCAAACUAUCUGCAUUAUGGCUAUCAGAAAUUUUAGCAGCUCUCAAAAUCUCACAAAACAUUGUAAAAAAAACGAAAAAAAUGAGUUUAGAUGACAAAACCUCGAAGAAGAAGAAUGACAUAAAAAAAUUGUAUGAACAUUGGUACCCUGGCACUAGUAUCAAAAAUAGAUUUCUGUUGGACCUCCAAAAAUCUGCUCCAGAGGAGUUACAAGACAUCAGUUAUAUCAACCCAAUAAUUACUACUUACAAUAAUUAUUUAACUUACUUUAUAAAUACUCUUUUAGACUUACUCGAACCAAAUUUACCAAGAGUGGUUUACCAAAAAAUUUGCAAUUUGGCUAAAUUAAUAUCAACUCCAGAAAAGUUCCCAGUUACUGCAUCUUCUGCGAUUUACACAGUUGAUGAUUUGGAAGCAAAUGAUGAUGUUAUGAUUGUAGAAAAUGUUGAAGAGAAAGAAUGUGGGAAGGAAGAAGCAGUUAAUAGGUCAAGUGAACACCCAAAAAUUAUAAACAGUAUUUGGAAAUUAGCUGCCAAUGAAUUUGACUGGAUGACAUGCCCUAUUGGUAAAUUGCCUAGUCAGAAUAAGGAAAAAGAAAUGGAAACAAACUAAACACUAUAAUAAUUGCAAUUAAACACAUUUAUCUCA
Spodoptera exigua (beet armyworm) is the source of this 1758-nucleotide messenger RNA. NCBI's taxonomy places the organism in Eukaryota, Metazoa, Arthropoda, Insecta, Lepidoptera, Noctuidae. The record is from the annotation of a GenBank genome assembly.